AAGCAAACAUGGACGUCACAUGUGAGAGAAUGACCUAAACAUGAUCCUGCUUUCCGAGGGGAAAAACCAGCACAGACAACAAGCUCCACUGACUUCCUGUCGCAGAUUUUCAAAGUAAAAGUAGACCUAAAGACUGACGGCUCCUCGGGUAGGACACAGACAAGAUGAAGUGGCUGCAAAGACACCAGGGACUUUGAGUUUAAUUGGAGGGCAGAGCGGCGGCAUGACGGAGGAGAAAUGUCCGCAGCUGGUGGACUACUUUGUGGUGGCGGGUCUGGACCCUGCGGGGGCCUGGAGGCCGCUGGACGAGGACGGAAAAACCUCCUCCUCUUCCUCCUCGCCGUCCUCCUCCUCAUCCACGUCGGGCCGGUCGGUGGAGUCGGUGACGGAUCUGGCGGUGAUUGCUCGGGGUCUGGGGGAGGAGGUGCCGGAGGGCUUCACCUGCAUCGAGAGGACGCUGGGCGGACACUGUGCGGAGCUGAGCGCCGGCCUCAUCAAUAACCCUCACCUGUACCUGUGCUACCGGCGGGGGCGGGACAAACCCCCCAUCCUCGACCUCGGGGUGCUGUAUGAGGGGAAGGAGCAGCUGAAGCAGGGCUGGUACGUCAUUGAGACGACGCCGUACAGCCGCUCGGCGAGCCUGAGCUCCGGCGGCGGCCCGGCGGCUCACCGGGUGUUCCUGACGUACCGCCGUGCGCUGGACUCCCAGGGCCUGCACACACUCGGCGUCACCGACAUCGCCCUGCUGCUGCCCGGCAAGGCAGAGGUGGCACCGCACACCUUCUGCCGCGUCGACAAGAACCUCAACACCGGCAUGUGGGGUCCGGCUCUCUAUGUGUGCUAUAAGCGAGCUGUGGCCAAAGCCAACGCCCUGGUGUACAAAGCCAGUCUGAUCAGCCGGUACCCUCAGGAGGACCUGGAGGCCUUCCCUCUCCCCGAGUCGGUGCCGGUCUUCUGUCUGCCGAUGGGCGUCACCGUGGAGAGCUGGCCUCUCAACACCAAGUACCAGCUGCCCGUCUUCUCCACCUUCGUGCUCACCUCCGCCUGCGGGGACAAGGUGUACGGAGCAGCGAUCCAGUUCUACGAGUCGUUCUCCCGGGACCUGCUGUCGGAGCGGCAGAGCGUUCGGCUCGGGCUGCUGAGCGUGGUGGACCGCCGGCCCAUCAGCAGCCGCAGCCUGCAGGUGAAGAAGAGCAUCUGUGUCCUCUCCCACUGGCCCUUCUUCACCGUCUUCCAGAAGUUUCUCACCUUUGUCUACAGAUACUCCAUCUCCGGGCCCCACGUGCUGCCGCUCGAGAAACACAUCUCCAGCUUCAUGCACAACGUCCCGUUUCCUUCCCCGCAGCGGCCUCGCAUCCUCGUCCAGCUCUCUCCGUACGAUAACCUGGUGCUCUGCCAGCCCGUCUCCUCUCCGCUCCCCCUCAGUGGAGCGAGUUUCCUGAAGCUGCUGCAGAACCUUGGUCCGGAGAACGCCUGCACGCUGCUGCUCGCCGUCCUCACCGAACACAAGCUGCUGCUGCACUCUCUGAGACCCGACGUCCUCACCUCCGUCAGCGAGGCCCUCGUCUCCAUGAGCUUCCCGCUGCGAUGGAUCUGUCCCUACAUCCCUCUGUGUCCGCUGCAGAUGGCCGACGUCCUGCUGGCGCCGAUGCCCUUCAUCGUGGGCGUCCACUCCAGCUACUUCGACCUGUACGACCCCCCCACCGACGUGGUGUGUGUGGACCUGGACACCAACACCAUCUUCCAGUCAGACGACAAGAAGCCGCUGUCAUGGCGAUCUUUACCCAGAAAACCCGGCAAGACGCUGUUCAACACGCUGACCAACCUGCACAAGACGCUGGAGCAGAUCUGCACCCCCGGCCAGGAGGAGGCGACGCUGGAGUUCCUGCUGACGGACUACGAUCAGAUCUACCGCAGCCAGAAGCAGCUGGAGCUGGAGAUCCAGGAGGCCUUCCUGCGCUUCAUGAGCGUCCUGCUGCGGGGGUACCGCUCCUUCCUGCUGCCCAUCACCCAGGCCCCCUCCGACACCACCACCGACUGCAGCUCGCUCUUCAACCUGCAGGGCUUCCUGAAGUCUCGGGACCGAACGCAGCAGAAGAUCUACGGCCAGCUGACGAGAACCCAGAUGUUCACGCAGUUCAUCGAGGAGUGCUCCUUCGUCAGCGACCGCCACGCCUGCCUCGAGUUCUUCGACGAGUGCGUCCAAAAGGUGGACGUGGAGAAGCCCGAGGAGGUCCGGCUCAUCGACCUGGACGAGUCUCAUGGAGGAGAACACACCGUCUUCAUCAUGCCUCCGGAAGAACCGCAAGAACCGGACGGGUCCGAGUGUCCCGCCCUCUACAGUUACGAGACGUUCCCCGCUCUGAGGCCGGAGCUGUUCGAGAGGCCCCAGGAUCAGCUCAGGGUCCCCGCCAAGGGCAGCGCCCCCAGCAGCCCGGCCCCCCGCCGCACCAAACAGGAGAUAAAGCUGGCGCAGAAGCGUGCGCACAAGUACUCGGCGGUGCCGGACAUGUGGUCCAAGUGUCUGCUGGGUCACUGCUACGGCCUGUGGUUCAUCUACCUGCCCACCUUCGUGAGGGCCGAGAGCGCCAAGGUGCGCGCACUGCACGCCGCCUACGAUGUGCUCAAACACAUGGAGAACCGCAAGGUGGUGCUGCCGGACGAGGUGUGUUACAGAAUCCUGAUGCAGCUGUGCGGUCAGUACGGUCAGCCGGUGCUCGCCGUGCGCGUCCUGCUGGAGAUGAAGAAGGCGGGCAUCACUCCCAACACCAUCACCUACGGAUACUACAACAAGGCGGUGCUGGAGAGCAAGUGGCCAUCGACCAAUCAGGGAGGCCGGCUGCGCUGGGCUAAGCUGAGGAACGUCCUAUUGGCUGUGGCUCAGUUCAGGCAGCCAAUCAGACGCCGGCAGAAGAACGGAUCAGUGGGGUCUCAUGGAGAGGAGGUGAUGUCCCGCCCCCACUCGACUCUGAUUCGUCAGUCGAGUUGGAGCGGUUUGUCUGAUAGCUCGAGUCACGAGUCUCUGACGGGGGGGCUGGUGAAGAGCAGCAGCCUGAGCAGCAUGAAGACCCCCGCUGACAAGGUGAAGCUCUGCAGGAAGACACUGUUGCGUAACACGGGGACAAACGGGGAUGACUCCGUCUCCAGGAAACCCCCGCUGGGCCGCAGGGACACUUCCACCCCCCCUCCAGCGCCCCCCGGUGGGGCUCUGGUGCCGCGCAGCCAGGUCUGCCUCUCCACCUUUUACAAGGAGUGUUCAGAGGCCGCGGAGCCCGAGCCGGAUUGCAGCUGCCACCCUGCGGAGAGGGGGGGCCGACCUGUGUCGACGCGAGACCCCGGCCGGAGCAAAGCGGUGGACGAGAACUACAACAACGUUGCCUCCCCCAGCAGGGGGGGGCUGGCAGGGAAACUGCAGCAGCUCCUCACCCCCACCAGGCACAGAGGAGCACGACGCGCCGCCAGUGUGGAUGACAGGCGAGGGGUAGGAAGAGGGGGAGGAGGAGGGGGAGGAGGAAUCGGACGCAGGGUAUCUGAGCAGAGGACGUCCAGGAAAUCUCAAGUAGCAGAAACUCUGCUGAGAGCCAAAGACAGGCUGGUCAACGCCACGUCAGAGAGUUCGUUGUCAGUAGGAAGUGACCUCGACCUGGCGGAGACGCCCAUCCCUGUGUUUCCUCUGCGUCGGUCCUGGGACGCCAACCAGGAGACGAUCGGACUCGAGGUGUUGAUGUCCAGCUGCUCUCUGUGUCGCAGCUGUAACUCGUUGGUUUACGACGAGGAGAUCAUGGCCGGCUGGACGUCGGACGACUCAAACCUGAACUCGUCGUGUCCGUUCUGCGGCACCUCCUUCGUCCCCUUCCUGAACGCAGAGAUCUGCGACCUGGGUCCCGUCGGCAGUGUGGAGCGCAGCAACUGGAACGUGGAUGAGGAGGUGGAGAGCGCGGCGCGGCCCCCCAGUGGUCAGGAGGCGCCGCUGCGGCCGCAGUGCAAUGGUGUGAGCGAAGACUCCAGCUCAGAGACCAGCAGCUACUCCGAGACCAGCAGGACCACCACGCCUCCCCCCCUCCCCCAGGGCUCGUGGACGGGCGCCCCCCCCCAGGUGACGGUGGCGUACCUGAGCCCUCUGGUGCUGAGGAAGGAGCUGGAGAGUCUGCUGGAGAACGAGGGGGAGGCGGUGCUGGCUCAGCUGCAGUUCCUGGACAGCCACUCCAUCAUCUUCUGGAACCUCCUGUGGUACUUCCAGCGCCUCGGGCUGCCCAGCAACCUGCUGCAGCUGGUGAGGGCCUCGCCACUGGUCAGCUCCUUCACACAGUCGGAGAGCUCAGCGGUGAGGGUGAGGCUGCUGUGGGACACGCUGACCCCCGACACCGACCUGUGGCCCCCCCUCUACAUCCUCUGGAGGAUCCACAGCGGCGUUCCGAUGAGGAGCUACUGCUGGCGGCGCCACAGCCACCCCUUCACGCUGGCCUUCCUGGAGGAGGUGCUGCGCUGGGUCGGGAUGAACGAGGUGCACAAAGCCAUCACGCUCUUCCUGGAGACGCUCGCCAAGCAGCCGGGGGGGGGCUGCACCCAGAGGAGUCUGUACAGGGAGUUCCUCUUCCUCACGCUGGCAGCGAUGGGCAAAGACCACGUCGCUGCGUUCGAUAAGAAGUACAAGGCGGCAUACUCUCGCCUCAGCAGCACUCUGGGUCGGGAGGAGCUCCGGAAGAACCGAGCGCAGCCGCUCAGCCCCAAAGCAACGGACUGCCGACGCAGCUUCCACCCCCCCCUCGAGUGCUGAGGGCGCAGGAAAACCGUUGUGAGAAGACUCCUGCUGCUCCUCUGCGCUCUCAGGUGAAGGAGGUCUGGAGGGGAGGGCUCCUCUGGAUCCAUGCAUCCGUCAGGAGGACCGGCUCGGGAUCGUGCAGCUGUGCACUUUCUGUUUUUACUUUUUAAAAAUAGGUCAAAUAAGGAACGCUCCGAACACGAGACGUCAAACUCCCAGACAGAAUCUUCAGCGUGCAGGGCGUCACAGAUUUAUUGCUUUAAACAGUUCCUCCACGUCAUCAUCCAUCUCCGCUUGUCUGUGUGUUUGUCGGGUUGCACACUCUGUUGAUGUUUCGGUAAAAAAGGGAAAAUGAGGUCAGAAAUAAAAGCUUAUCAGCAAGAAGCUAAGAGAUAUAAACUCUGAAGAUUAAAGAGGCCCUAUUCUGCUUUUCGGUCUCCCUCUCUGUGUGUUCUACAGGUUUGUGUGCAUGUAAAUGGUCUGUAAAGGCUGAAAUCCCUCCCACUCACUGCCUGAAACGCGUCCGAUUGGCUCCUUUGUUUCCUUCUAUAACAUAGUGACAUCACGAUGGAACAAAACUCACGCUCCCAUUGGCUACCACUCCAACACGUUGUUCAUGAUAGCAGGAAAGAGCCUUUUGAACAUUAUGGAGACGCUACACACUGAUACACACCUGGACCUCAGCAGAACAGGGCUCCUUCACAUCGGAGCAAAAGGGAAAUCGUCUGCACGUCUCAAAGGGAAUUUUCCAUCCGAACGAGACGGAUCAUUUCUGCGCCUGAAGGAAGAGAGUCCCCCUGAGAAUGAUUCAUCAGUAGGGAAAUAAGGAGCUGAUUUCAACUGAAUUCCUUACUAAUGACCUCCAUUAAAACAGGAGGUGGUACUGGGUUGUGAGUGGGUUUUGGGGCAGUGAUUAAGGCUGGGGGCCGUUUGUGUAAAAAAAGAUGUUUCGUUUUUGUAUUUUUCUUUUUGUGAGCGCUUGGUUUCUGUCUGCUGAAACGAGAGUGAAAGACUUUCAAAGCAGAGAAACACGAGUGUGACCCCCCCCCCCCCCCCCCAGUGUCCCAGAGAUGAGUCCCUCACUGUAUACUUUGAAUGCACUGGACUGCAGUCUUCAGAGGAAUGAAGGCAUUUUGACUGUUGUGUUUCAGGUUGGUUUUAUCUGUUGAAACAUUACGAGUAUAUUUAACAUACUUGUGUUCUGCUGUUGUAAUUUAUAUAUGGCUGUGAUUUCGGUUGUACAUGUUCUCUUUUUUUUAGGAAAAACCCAAAAAUAAAAGUCAGGGAUGAGCCCGA
Molecule: messenger RNA, 6058 nt
Organism: Eleginops maclovinus (Patagonian blennie)
Lineage: Eukaryota; Metazoa; Chordata; Actinopteri; Perciformes; Eleginopidae
Product: DENN domain-containing protein 4B-like
Exons: 30
Coding region: 224-4777 (1517 amino acids)
Biological process (GO): regulation of Rab protein signal transduction
Cellular component (GO): cytoplasmic vesicle
Molecular function (GO): protein binding
Source: RefSeq, a predicted model, not a curated record